Lotus japonicus is the source of this 3089-nucleotide messenger RNA. Its product is annotated as subtilisin-like protease SBT1.7. The transcript has a single exon. Gene Ontology annotation, molecular function: serine-type endopeptidase activity. Lineage: Eukaryota; Viridiplantae; Streptophyta; Magnoliopsida; Fabales; Fabaceae. The record is from RefSeq and is a predicted model, not a curated record. Gene Ontology annotation, biological process: proteolysis. Bases 353 to 2668 code for a protein of 771 amino acids.
AAGUUAAAGUCAAUUUUACUUAUAUAUAUAUUAUAUUAUAUUUAUAUAAUAUAAUAUAUAUAUAUAUAUAUUAUUUAUUGUUUCAUGUUUUAUGAGUUUUGUUUCAUUCACAUCUACAAUGAAACACUCUUCCACUUUCGCUCUUAUCUACAGUUGACCAUAAAACCACAAAUCAGUUACUUCUUUCUUUCACAGUUUUUUCCUCUUUUUUUGCCACACUUCCUCAUUGGCACAUUAAUUAAUUUCUCAUAUACAUUCACCAAUUGUGAUCUCUGCAUCAACAAUGAGUCUUAUAUAAAGCCAAGUUCUCUAUUGCGUUUCUGACACAAUCUCGCGUCAAUUUUUUGCUAUCAUGGAGACGUAUAAGAAACCUCUUGCUAUGAUCACACUCUCUUUUUUGUUUCUUGUUCUCUGUGAUGUAUCUCUGGGGAGAAAAGAGAAGCCCACGACAAACCAAAAGAGUACUUACAUAGUACAUGCUGCCAAAUCCCAAAUGCCAGAAAGCUUCGAUCAUCACUCGGCUUGGUUCGGAUCGACUUUGAAGUCGGCUUCGGACUCAGCAGAAAUGAUCUACACCUAUGACAAAGCUAUUCAUGGAUUCUCGACAAGGUUAACACCAGAGGAAGCCUGUUUGCUGCAAAGUAGAAAUGGGAUUUUAAAGGUGCUGCCAGAUGAAAUCUACAAGCUCCAUACAACUCGAACACCACUGUUCCUCGGGCUCGAUAAAAUCGCUGCAAGCACAUUCACCCAAUCCAACAUAGGAUGUAGUGACGUCAUCAUCGGAGUCAUAGACACAGGUGUUUGGCCUGAGAGCAAGAGCUUCGACGACACCGAGUACGGACCCAUCCCCAGCACUUGGAAAGGAAAAUGCGAGGUAGGUGCAAAUUUCACAGUCGCCAACUGCAACAAGAAACUGAUCGGAGCUAGGUUUUAUAAUAGUGGCUUCGUGGCCUCGAUGGGCCCAAUCGAUGAAUCCAUAGUUUCUCUCUCUCCGCGUGAUGAUAUAGGUCAUGGUAGCCACACUGCCAGCACUGCUGCAGGCUCUCCGGUGAAAAACGCGAGCCUCUUCGGUUAUGCCACCGGAACGGCACGUGGGAUGGCCCCACAUGCUAGAGUCGCCGUCUACAAGGCAUGCUGGAAGGAUAAUUGUUUUGUUUCUGACAUAGUGGCUGCGAUCGACCAAGCCAUAGCCGAUAAUGUGAAUGUCCUUUCCUUGUCGCUUGGAGGUGGACAAUCUGAUUAUUUCAGGGACAGCCUCGCAGUUGGAGCGUUUUCAGCAAUGGAGCAUGGAAUUGUUGUGUCUUGCUCUGCUGGGAACGCAGGUCCUAAACCUUUUUCUCUCACUAACGCUGCACCUUGGAUUAUGACUGUGGGAGCUGGCACACUUGAUAGAGAUUUCCCAGCAUAUGUAAGCCUCGGAAAUGGAAAAAACUAUACUGGUGUGUCCCUUUACAGCGGCAAAAAAUUUCCUGAUAAACCCGUGGCACUCACAUACGGGGAGAAUGCAAGCAUAGGAGGAGGGACACAAUUGAAUUCCCAGUUGUGUUUGCCAGGGAGUUUGUCACCACAAAAAGUCAAGGGAAAGAUCGUGGUGUGUGAUCGCGGAACAAAUAGUAGGGUGGAGAAAGCAGAGGUGGUGAAAUCUGUCGGCGGUUUGGGCAUGGUGUUGGCCAAUGGCGCGACUGAGGGGGAGGAGUUGACUGCCGAUUCAUUUGUUUUACCGGCGCUCUUGGUGGGCGCAAAAGCAGGCGAAGCCAUCAAGCAGUACUUGAUUUCUGAUCCAAAACCAACAACAACAAUUGUAUUUGAGGGGACAAAGGUCGGGAUCGAACCUUCCCCUGUCGUUGCAGCGUUCAGCUCCAGGGGCCCAAAUCCUGUCACCUCAGACACCUCACAAAUAUUGAAGCCUGAUUUGAUCGCGCCAGGUGUCAACAUCUUAGCUGCAUUUACCAGGAAUGCGGGUCCGAGUGCUCUGGAUUCAGAUGAAAGGCGCGUGGAUUUCAACAUCCUCUCGGGCACGUCCAUGUCAUGCCCUCACGUGAGUGGUAUUGCAGCUUUAAUUAAGUCAGCUCAUCCAGACUGGAGUCCGGCCGCGAUUCGGUCUGCGUUGAUGACAACAGCUUAUUCGACUUACAAGAAUGGUAAGCCAUUGCUGGACAGUGCAACUGGAAAACCAGGAACACCGUUUGAUUUUGGCGCAGGACAUGUAGACCCUGUCCCUGCACUUAAUCCAGGGCUUAUUUAUGAUUUGACGGUGGAUGAUUAUCUGAAUUUUCUCUGUUCGAUAGACUACACACCUGAAAUGAUUGAACUCAUCGCGAAAAGAAAAUACGUGUGUGACGGAAAGGCACACUACUUUAAUUACCCUUCAUUUGCAGUGAUUUUUGAUGCUGGUGAGAAUGGUACGCAGGUUAAGCAAAUGCGAACUCUCACCAAUGUGGGUGCUGCAGGAACAUACAAGGUAUCAGUUCAGACAACUAUCCCGGGUGUCAAGAUCAUAGUUGAACCGGAAGUGUUGAGUUUUGGAGUAAAUGAGAAAAAAUCCUAUACUGUUACAUUCACGGCACCAGGUGUGAAGCAACAGAAAACUCCAGGUUUUGGACGUUUGGAAUGGUCUAAUGGAAAGAACAUUGUUCGAAGUCCUAUCUUAUUUUAUUGGGAACAAUGAUUGAAAGCUCCAUGAAGCUUGACGACCAAAUUCACUUCACUAAUGAAGGAAGAGUCUCUUGGUUGGCUAAUGGUUAUGGUUAGAUAUACAAUAUUGCAUUUGAAUCUAUAUUAUAACAAAAGAUCAUGUACUUAUGUAGUUGGAGAUUAAUGAAAGGGGACUUUUUUCUUGCUCAUGUUUCAGCGUCCUACUCCUUUGAUAUAUGAUAAUCGCUUUCCUUUUAAUUAAUCAAUUUCCUGGAUAUAAUAAGUUUGACAGUGUUACUAUUGAAUUGUCAAAAGCCUCUAGAUAGCUGGCUCGGAGAUGAGUAAUUCCAUUUUGAGUAGUGGAAAUAAAAUGAAAGCACUAAGGUUCUAGUUUUUUUUUUGUUAAAUAAGGAUUUGUUUAAUACUCAAUGGAAAUGUUAUUUAUAUUUUGUUCA